AUGUUCACGAAGCUGCCCCAAAAGAUACCCGACCCGUUCAAUCUCUUGGGCGACCAGCCCAAGCUGGCCUUCCGCAGCCAGCCCGGCGGGAUAGCGAAGCUUGCCACCACGCGCAACAUCUCCGAGAAGGACUCAUACUGGGAGCAGUAUGUCGUGCUAUUCGACUCCGCAUCGGACGUCUUCACGCUCAUUACCCACAAUGAUGUCCGCCGCGCCCUCUACGAAGCCCCGGAGAACGUCGCGACGCUCGUGCGCGUCAUCACCGCGCGGCUCUUCAACCUCGUCUCGGACCACACCUUCCCCGCGUCGCCCGCGUCCGUCUCCUCCUUCGCGUCCUCGCUCAUGCGCUCCGGCACCGGCGCCGCGCAGGAGCGCAACACGACGAAGGAGGUGCUCAACUGCAUCCGCAUCCUCCAGCGCGUGCUCCCCGCGGUGUUCGAGAUCGAGAGCGAGCCGAGCCGCUUCGAGCUCGAGGUGCUGUGGAAGCGCCUGCCCGUGCGCGAGGACGCGAGCGGGGUGGGGCCAGAGGGUGGGGCGGCGGUGGACGAGGCGAGUGCGCAGGCGCAGUUUGUGAUCGAGGAUGAGGACGAGAGCGAUGAGGAGGGAGAGGGAGGCGCGCCGAAGAGCGCGCCGAGGCAGCAGGUGCAGAAGAGUGCGGAGCCGGCCAAGGCGAAGGAGACGAUGCCGUCUAUUGCGGAACGGUUGUUUAGCUGUCUGAUCGACCUCAUGUUCUGCUGUGGGUUCACGCUGCCGACUAAGAUACAGGUGGACCACUACAAGAUCAACUAUGUCAUCUGGUACAAGGGAGUAGGGUCUACCACGGACCCGGGUCCAAGCCAACAGUACGAGACGAACAAAACGGAAGUGCUUCGGCUUCUGCUCGUCCUGCUCUCGCGCCAGAUCUACAUCCCGCCCUCCGCGCUCUUCACCUCGCCGUCCUCGUACACGCUGCACUUCGUGCAGAACCUGCCGCGGCGCGACGUGCUCACCGUGCUGUGCUCGCUCAUGAACACCGCGAUGAACGGCACGCACCCCGCGAGCGCGAACAUGAUGGGCACCGUCGCCGGCCGGCUGCCGUACAACCACCUGCUCAUGAAGGGCGAGGACCCGCGCACGGCGCUCGUCGCGAUCUCGUUCCAGGUGCUCUGCGUGCUGCUCGACUUCCAGAGCGGGGGCGCGCGGGACGCUGGCGUGGAGGGCCAGACGCAGACGUCCGGGCCGACGGCGAAGACGAAUGCGUUCCGGUAUUUCAUCGCGAAGCUGCAUCGGACGUCGGACUUCGCGUUCAUUCUGAACGGCGUGGUCAGCAUAUUCGAGACCGAAAUGUCCACCCUGCACGGCCUCCUGCCUGGGUCUAAGAAGUCUGUGCCGUACAUGGUCGAAGCUGUUGUCUUCUUGUGGAAGAUGCUUGAGCUGAACAAAAAAUUCCGUGCAUAUCUGCUCGACUCCGACAAAGGCAUGGACAUCAUGGCAUACCUCCUGUGCUAUGGACUUGAGAUCAAGGACAAGCCAGAGCAACAUGGCAUGUGUCGUGUACUAUCGUACAUGGUCCAGAGUUUGUCCGCCGAACGUGCGUUCGGAGUCAAGCUUGGCUCCCCUCUAAGGGCCCAAAUCCCCCAGAAGUGGGCCACUGCAGGCACUGCAGGAGACUUCAUAGUCCACGCCAUAUACUCAAUGGUCGCCACCACUUCGGGCAGUCUCAACUCCCUCUACCCCGCACUCAUUAUCGCGCUCUCCAACUCCGCUCCCUACUUCAAGAACCUCAGCGUAACCUCCUCAGCGCGCCUCCUGCAGCUCUUCAACGCGUUCUCCAACCCAUCUUUCCUACUCUCGGACGAGGGCCACCCCCGCCUACUCUUCUUCGUGCUCGAGGCGAUCAACGGCGUGCUCCUGCACGCCCUGUCCGACAACCCGAACCUCGUGUACGCCGUGCUUCACGCGCACAAGCCGUUCGAGGACCUCGGCACGUUCACGCUCGCGCGCGGCCUGCGCGAGAUCCGCCGCAUCCAGCAGCUCAAGGAGGAGCGUGCUGCGCAGGCGGCUGGCCGUGAUAGCAAGGGCAAGCACCGUGCUCCGCGCGACGAGGAGGAAGGGGGUGGGGGUGUCGAAACCCCGGCGAGCGAGAAGGCGCGAUUGUUGCAGCGCGAGACUGGGUCGCUGGACCUGGCGUCGACGGACACGCUGCCGGAGGGUCGGGCGCGCAGUGUGGAAGAGGAACUGGCGUCGACGCGGCCGCUGAUGUCGCCGACCGCGUCGGAGACACAGAUGGGUGGGUCGGGACGGCCGGCGGUCUCGGAGAAGGCGAGGGGCAAGAUGCGGGCGGGGAGGACGUCGUCGGGCGAUAUGACUGGGAGCUUAGAGCGGUUGGCUGCUUCUGGUGUCGGGCGGAACGGGUUCAUCCCUACACAGGAAUGGGUUGCAUCAUGGCAGCAAGGACUCCCCUUGGACGCGGUCAUGCUCGUGAUAUCUGAGUUACUGCCGAAGGUGCAGAACCUGCAGUCGUCGCUCAGCGCUGCGACCGCUACCAGCGCGAUCACAGACAUGCUGAGGAGCGCCAACCUGGACCAGGUACUUCCCAAACCCCCAGCGCUAUCUCCUAGAAGAUUCAUGUGGUCGGAAGCGUCGAUCGUAUGGCUGACCUCGUUGAUAUGGGGCGAGAUCUACGUGCGCGGAAUGACCCCGCUGGGGAUCUGGAACAGUACGGCUGUGCGACUAUUCUACGUCAAGCACGCACAGACACAGCCGCGGCAGAUCACGGAGACGGUGACAAACGUGGUGGGAGGGCUACUCGGUCGGACGGAGUCGACGCAGUCGCUGAGUCGGCGCCAGUGA
Molecule: messenger RNA, 2832 nt
Organism: Trametes versicolor FP-101664 SS1
Lineage: Eukaryota; Fungi; Basidiomycota; Agaricomycetes; Polyporales; Polyporaceae
Exons: 13
Coding region: 1-2832 (943 amino acids)
Cellular component (GO): membrane; Golgi medial cisterna; Golgi trans cisterna
Source: RefSeq, a predicted model, not a curated record